AUGUCUUCAGAGACCUCAUCAGCUGAUGACACCAAAGACCCCCAAAUACCGUCACACCCCAUGUACACCAAGGAGCCCAGAUCAUAUUAUACCCCUCAAAGCAUCAACCCUGAAAUAAACAAAAGCACCACCACCGAGGAGUACUUCAUAUUCAGGCCUUCAGUUGUCCAGCAAGCAGUGCAAAACCUUACAGGGUAUCUCUCCGAAGAUGAGGAUGGGCAACUCCAAAGCUCCUGGAUCUUGGCACAGAUUAGCCACUGGGGCACAGAGCGUGAAGUUCUUGUCUUCCUGUGUGAGCAUUCCUUUCUGAUCUGUUACUAUAACUUCCUAGAGAUGGGCAGCUGCCGUUUAUUCCGCAUCCCUCUGAAUUACAUUGACACAGUGAUAUGGGGACCUCUGGCCUACUCCAAGAUGGCGCUUAACAAGAGGGAGGGCUAUGCUCUCCAGGUGAAAUGGGACAAGCUCCGAGCUCCUCCAUCUUUCCUGUCAUGGUGGAAUCCAUGGACAGAAGACCUGUCCUAUGUCAACCUGAUCCAACACCCAGGAGUGGCCACCCAGGAGGACCUAAGAGACAUGUGCCAGCUGGAGCAAUUUAAGGAGAAGCUGAUGGAGAUGGUGAAGCUGGAACACCAACACAGUCCCCUCCCUGGGACAGCCAAUGGCCCACUCAUCCUCAACAGGCCUGUACAGAUAGAUACAUCCAUAGGACUGGUCUCUCUAGUCAACAGCAAAGUCCAGUUGGGUUACGCCAAGCCAAGGUGGGGAUUUGGAUUUUGA
Messenger RNA from Staurois parvus, 777 nucleotides. Lineage: Eukaryota; Metazoa; Chordata; Amphibia; Anura; Ranidae. The record is from the annotation of a GenBank genome assembly.